GGCGGAGCCUGAGAGGCCCGCAUUUGACGCCGUUUCUCCUGGAGCGGCCCCAAUACUCUCCCCGCUCCCCUUCCACGACCCCCAGAGAAGUGCAGCGUAAAACAAGCUCUGAAGAAAAAGAAGGUCUGUUAAGAACAUAAUAGGUUACCAGGAUGUCUGGAGUUGAAGAAGAUGCUGAUGCGUUAUGUGAAGUGAGCCUUGGUGAAGCAUGUAAAUCAUUAUAUGAGAACAAAGAAGCCAAUCCCAAUACAAGCUCUAAAGAUAUUGUGGUCACUAUUGGAGCUACUGUACCAACUGGAUUUGAGCUGACUGCCGCAGAUGAAGUACAAGAGAAGCUAGGGUCAAAAUCGAGGAUUAGCAAGGACCGAGGGAAAAUCUAUUUUGAAAUUCCUGUAAUCAGCCUUCCACAGGUUCACCAGUUAAGAUCAGUUGACAACUUAUUUGUUAUCGUUCAAGAGUUCAAAGAUUAUCAGUUUAAAGAAACUAAGGAAGAAGCUCUAAAGGAUUUAGAGGAGCUGGCUAAGAAUCUGCCUUGGACUGACCCUUUGGAAGUAUGGAAGUUAAAUACAAGCCUUAAGAAAAGAAAAACAAGACGGAGAAAAGGCAAUCAACAAAGUAAUGCAAAGAAAGAGAAGCUAGGAAAUGACAGAAGUGAAGAGGGAACAGUUGAUAAAGAAUUGCAUGAUCCUGUGCAAAAUAUUUUGGGGUCUGCUGUAGUUACAGACCCAGAAAACGUUGAUGAAACGGUACCACCGGAUGAUGACGAACAAUCUGAUUCUAAAGAAGAGUUAGCAUCCAAUGGUGAACAUGAAAAUGAAUCUGGUGAUUGCAAGAAGUGUGGAAUUGAAGCUGAGACGCUGAAAUUCCGUGUGACCUGCAACAGAGCUGGCGAUAAGCAUAGCUUUAAAUCAAAUGAGGCAGCAAGAGAUUUUGGAGGAGCCGUGCAAGAUUUCUUUCAGUGGAAAGCAGAUAUGACCAAUUUUGAUGUAGAGGUUCUCCUCAACAUCCACAAUAAUGAAGUAGUAGUCGGGAUUGCCUUAACCGAAGAGAGUCUUCAUAGAAGAAAUAUUACACAUUUUGGGCCUACAACUCUUCGAUCCACUCUAGCGUAUGGUAUGCUCAGGCUCUGUGAUCCGCAACCAGCUGACAUCAUAAUUGAUCCAAUGUGUGGGACAGGUGCUAUACCGAUAGAGGGGGCAACUGAGUGGCCCAACUGCUAUCAUAUUGCUGGGGAUAACAAUCCACAGGCUGUGAAGAGGACAGCAAAUAAUAUAUCCUCUGUAAUGAAGCAAAGUCAAAGUAAAGACAGUAGCACAUCUCCAAGCAAACCAAUAGAUAGUAUUCAGUGGGAUAGCUGCUGUAUACCACUGAGGACUGGAUCUGUGGAUGUCAUUGUAACGGAUAUGCCGUUUGGAAAGAGGAUAGGGUCUAAGAAAAAGAAUUGGGAUCUCUAUCCAUCCUGCCUUAUGGAGAUGGGUCGGAUUUGCAGACCAAGGACUGGCAGAGCUGUGCUGCUGACUCAAGAUAGGAAAUGUUUUGCCAAGGCCUUGUCAAAAAUCGGACACCUGUGGCGAAAGUCUCAAACAAUUUGGGUGAAUGUUGGGGGACUCCAUGCUGCUGUGUAUCUCCUGAAACGGUCUGGAGAAAGAAUAGAAGAAACAAGAACAUAGUGGAAACAUCUUGGCCAAUGUACUUAACCACAUCUGCACUCAUCUACAUUUCAGAGGGCUCUUUGUAAAAUGUCUGCCUGAGAUUUUGAGCCAGUUCAUCCUUAUGAUCUUGAGUGGGGCUGAAAAUAUUAGCAAGCUUACUGAUCAAAGGAUCGGUUGUGUCAUACCCAACUAGAAGCUUUUGAGGGAUCUUUCAGGGCUUAAAUAGAAAAGUAUAACCAAUUUAUUCAUGAAACUAGUAACUUCUAUGUGCCUGUAAAUCCGAAUUACUGUUACAGUUUGGGUGCAAAUGUAUUUUCAUAUUCACAGGACAAGUUUAUCCUGUUUUGUGAAAAGACUUGCAGGUUGAUCUUUUUUUUCACAUCAGAUUGCAGAAGAGCUCAUUUAAAAUGCUGUUGUGUUAAGAAUUCUGGGGACGGAGUGUUUCCUCAGAUGUUAUUCAGUUUAGAAUAUCGUUUAGGUAGGUAAGGAUUGCUUUAAUGAAGACAUUUCGCCAUUGGAGAAGUUGCUCCAAUUUGUUUUGUUUUAGCAUUGCCAAAAAUGGGCAACAAGGAUAGUAGGAAGGAUUGCUUCUGUUAUUUGAUAAAUAGGCUCUACUUCAGAGCCUAUCUCAAUAGUGCUACCUGUUAUCUCAUCUGCUACCUCAAUUUAAGUCCCAUGUCCUUGUUUACUUUGAUAUGCCAUGUGGAUUCCUCCUGUACACAGGGCUGAGAAGGUGUACUAUCAGCCUUUAUUUCUAUAGUCAUGGUUCUAAUUCAGAAUAAGACUUGAAAAAUGCUAUAGUAUUCUUCACAUGUACUACUGUUGGUUUGAACGUAUAGGAUAGAUGUAGAUGAGAAUAUUUAUAGUGCAAUUGUGUCUACUCUGUUAAUGACAAGCAAAAAGCUGUGUCAACUUCUAAGAACAAAUGCGCAAUAGUUGGAUAACAGUAACCUGAGAUGACUCUUGAGUAUAAUCUAAUAAACAAGAUUUAUGCAAGAUCACAGCUGUGCCCAGGAAAUGUUAUCAGAAACAGGCUUAUCAAAUUUGGGAGCCUGUUCCCAUCAGCUUGAAAAGAAUGGCUUAAACCCAAACUAUUCUGAAAUAUAUGUGUCAGAUGCACAGCCCUUUAAAUUAGAAAGCAUUUAGGGAUUGAAACUCAUAUGGUUAAGGAAAUGUUUGGAAUUUUUUAUUCGGAUUUGGGUUGCAGCUAUGUAACAACCAGCUUUGAAAGGCAACUGAAUGAGCUUUUUUUAUGAGAAAUAAAGCACCAGCACUGUUCCAAUUACUACAAAAUGGUAGAGCUUCGUCUUUAAAGCACUUUUGCCAUCCCGGGUUUCCAUUUCUUGCCUAUUGGGAUUGCUUUGGUGUUUCACAGUACUUUGUUGUUGCUGCUGCGGUAUUGAAUUUUAUCUUUUAUUUUUACCUGUGUAUGUAAUAAAGUUUUUACCAGGA
Messenger RNA from Elgaria multicarinata webbii, 3104 nucleotides. RefSeq names its product THUMP domain containing 3 (gene THUMPD3). Lineage: Eukaryota; Metazoa; Chordata; Lepidosauria; Squamata; Anguidae. Bases 153 to 1670 code for a protein of 505 amino acids. Gene Ontology annotation, biological process: tRNA methylation. Gene Ontology annotation, molecular function: tRNA (guanine) methyltransferase activity; RNA binding. The transcript has 10 exons. The record is from RefSeq and is a predicted model, not a curated record.